Messenger RNA from Melitaea cinxia (Glanville fritillary), 462 nucleotides. RefSeq lists its product as uncharacterized. The transcript has 3 exons. The record is from RefSeq and is a predicted model, not a curated record. Bases 1 to 435 code for a protein of 144 amino acids. Lineage: Eukaryota; Metazoa; Arthropoda; Insecta; Lepidoptera; Nymphalidae.
AUGUAUUGUCUUCUUCUGCUUGGUUCAGUAUCAGGAGGAGGUCAAUGGACUAGGGCUCCGCCCGCUCCGCCACCAGGUUCAGUGAGUGGCGUGGUGGGUAGUGGGGUAUCACUCGGUGUUACUGGUGUCAGCGCUUCUAGAGGCAGGCGACCCACUCAGAGGCACUCUGCUGCUUCGUCGGCUAUGCAAAUGCCUCACGCGGGUAUAUCUGCAGCGGCCGUUCAAGCGUUGGCGAAUGGCUGGAACUUGCCUGGAGCGCUGACUCAAGCUCAGACCCAGCAAGUCUUGAGGCUUGCACAGGCUCAAGUGGCCCAGGCACAGGCCGCAGCGCGGUACAACAAUGCGGCAAUAGCAGCCGCCGCCGUUGCUUCCAUGCCGCAACAUCGCUCGUCACAUGGACGCACCGUACAGGUAAACAUACAUACUUACACAUAAACAUAUAUACAUUCAUACACACACACA